This is a messenger RNA of Cryptococcus deneoformans JEC21, 1679 nucleotides long. RefSeq names its product expressed protein. The coding region runs from base 50 to 1444 and encodes 464 amino acids. NCBI's taxonomy places the organism in Eukaryota, Fungi, Basidiomycota, Tremellomycetes, Tremellales, Cryptococcaceae. The transcript is spliced from 6 exons. The record is from RefSeq and is a predicted model, not a curated record.
GCGGCCUUUUAACCUUUUCGCUAUAUUCUCAGUAUCUGCAGAAAUAAGAAUGGCUAUUGCCUUUCCUCAGCCCUUCAUGCACCCCAAGACACUGCCUGUUGGUCUCGUUACUGAAGCUGCCAAGGACACAAUUUUCAGGGAUAAGACCUCGGAAGACCCCCAUACGCCUUUACCGCUGGAUCAGGAUAGCUACUUUCAAUUUUCGGCCGCCGCCAGUAACUUGAAGAAUGUAUCUUACACGAUUUCUGGUGGAGACGAGGGUGCUGAAUCUCGAGGCGAUGAGCUCAACGGUGGUGUUUGGACAUCAGAAGAAGAAGAAUUCAUCAAGCUUGUAAUGUCGCGACCAGCAAGGGAUUUUUCGGUUCCCUUCCCUCCGGAUGCUCUUCCUCCAUCCGCUGUCAUUGAUGAAAUAACCGAUUACAUUGCUAUACCCGGAAUAGCUGCACAUGCCUCUGUUGACGGACAAACUGCCACGCAUGGUGAUAAUCAGCUGCAGCUUUGGCCCCAUACAUGGCAAGAAACUAGGAUUAAAGUCCUCCAAAUAGCAUUAGAGCAAAGCAGGUUUGGACGCGAUGUAAAGGAACGAAAGCUCCCUCGCGAAAUAAGGAAUCAUCGCCCAGGUCUAAGAAGGAUGGACAGUAUGGAUUUCCUUGAUCAGGAGAAAACAGAAGGAGUUUCAGAGGACCAUCUAGGUCGUGCUCUCAGGCUUUCUUCAUCUCUGCAAUCCAGCGCCCAGGACGAGAAAACGAACAUAAUGUUUCAACAACCUAUCGCCAUCGAAUCACUCCGACCACAAUCGCAUUCAGUCACAUCAUCUGAACCUUUAAUUCCAGCAAAUCCAGUCUCACGAGCAUUUAGGAGGUGUAAUUCAAAAUCUUCUCGACCAUCUAGUCUUCUCCAAAGGGGUCGGAGCUUCACUGCGGCAGAUCUCCAGAUGGAAGAUGAAAAUCUGGAGGAAGACGAUAGGGGAACAACAUUUCUCACAGCAAGGGGCGAACAAGCAUCAUCCUCUACACGAGCAAUCGGAACUCACCAAUAUGAAAAGAAAAUCAACCUGAUACAGCCUAUGACAUCCAUAACUUCCCAAAGUACUUCCGAAACAUCGUCGAAGCCUCCAGCCAGGCUAAUCAGAUCAAAUUCGUCCUAUUCUGUGGCGAACGCUGCUCCAUAUUCCUCGCAGAAGAUGUUCCUUUCGACACCUCAGCCCUCCACGGCCCAAUCAUCUAUAAUGCCACUUAGCCUUCAACCCUCAAUGAAACUUUCAGUAUCAAAGUCGAGAAGAACUAAUAAUGGGCGUGACUUUAACCAGCCGGCUUUUAAGAAAGCAAAACGAAGAGACGGAAAUGAAUAUCAGGUCAAGCCUGGUGGGAUUCCAAUUCAACAUUCUUUGUUGCAAGGUGGUUUGCAGAGCCCCUUUGAGGAGAAGAAGGGGCUGGAUCUUUGAUACUCUUGUAUUCACAUGACGCCAGCCCUACCAAUAUAUGGUAAUAUUCAAAACCUGAGAAUAUCGGUAUCUACACGGACAGACACCUCAUCACAGCUUACAUUGGAAGCCAGAAAGACCUGGUGAAGUAGCGUAAUGUAGAGCAGUUGCAACAGGGAUAGUAGUUAGUACAAGUGACAAAGUCGCAGACAAUGGAGUAAUGUGACGUAUGCCACUCAAGAAUGACCUUAUGACA